Molecule: messenger RNA, 2216 nt
Organism: Nannospalax galili (Upper Galilee mountains blind mole rat)
Lineage: Eukaryota; Metazoa; Chordata; Mammalia; Rodentia; Spalacidae
Gene: Gdap2
Product: ganglioside induced differentiation associated protein 2
Exons: 15
Coding region: 317-1813 (498 amino acids)
Source: RefSeq, a predicted model, not a curated record
CCCAGCCUCUGGAGACCUGCUCGCCAUCACAGGCGCGCCUCUGGCGAGGACUGGCUGCGAAUGUCGCACCUUCCGCGACGAGGUUGAGCUCUGGCUGCCGCCCGGAUGGGCCCACCCGAACGCCGUGUUUGAGAAAUGAAUUCUCGUGUCUGGCUGUACAGAUAUAAAGCUGACAUAUAAUUAUACAAAAGAAGUAAUCUGUCGUUGCUUACUGAACAGGACAUCUGCAGCAAGCCUAGAAAAUAGCAGCUGACAUCUCCAGGGAUUAUUGAAUUGCUGAGGAGUUUGGAACAAGACAAGCCAAAGCUCCCAUUCCAUGGAUCCCUUGGGUGCACCUUCCCAGUUUGUGGAUGUGGACACCCUGCUAAGCUGGGGUGACUCAUAUGAAGAUGAAUUAAAUUCUUCUGAUACCACAGCUAAUACAUUUGAGGAAGACACUAUUAGAUCACCUUUUCUUUAUAAUAAGGAUAUCAAUGGAAAAGUGGUUCUUUGGAAAGGCGAUGUAGCGUUACUGAACUGUACCGCCAUCGUGAAUACCAGCAAUGAAAGUCUCACAGAUAAGAACCCUGUGUCGGAAAGUGUCUUCAUGCUUGCUGGGCCAGAUUUGAAGGAAGACCUACAGAAACUAAAAGGUUGCCGAACAGGUGAAGCAAAACUGACCAAAGGAUUUAAUCUAGCUGCUCGGUUCAUCAUUCACACAGUGGGACCUAAAUACAAGAGCCGCUAUCGCACUGCAGCAGAGAGUUCCCUGUACAGCUGUUACAGAAACGUGCUUCAGCUGGCAAAAGAACAGUCAAUGUCAUCUGUUGGAUUCUGUGUCAUUAAUUCUGCAAAGCGAGGUUAUCCUCUAGAGGAUGCAACGCACAUUGCUCUUCGUACUGUGAGGAGAUUCCUAGAGAUUCAUGGAGAAACCAUUGAAAAAGUAGUAUUUGCUGUCUCUGAACUUGAAGAGGCUACUUACCAAAAGCUGCUACCUCUGUACUUCCCAAGGUCAUUAAAGGAGGAAAGCCGGUCAUUGCCAUACCUGCCUGCAGAUAUUGGAAAUGCAGAGGGGGAGCCUGUGGUGCCCGAACGACAGAUUAGAAUAAGCGAGAAACCUGGGGCUUCAGAGGACCACCAAGAAGAGGAUGAAGAUGAAGGCUUGGGCAUGGAUCUGUCUUUCAUUGGCUCUCAUGCCUUUGCUCGAAUGGAAGGAGAUAUCGAUAAGCAAAGAAGACUGAUCCUCCAGGGACAGUUGUCGGAAGCUGCCCUGCAGAAGCAGCAUCAGAGAAAUUAUAACCGCUGGUUAUGCCAAGCAAGAUCUGAGGAUCUCUCUGAUAUUGCUUCUCUGAAAGCCUUGUACCAAACAGGUGUGGAUAACUGUGGUCGCACAGUGAUGGUGGUAGUUGGAAGAAACAUUCCUGUAACACUGAUAGAUAUGGACAAGGCUCUCUUAUAUUUUAUCCAUGUAAUGGAUCACAUUGCUGUGAAGGAGUAUGUGUUAGUAUAUUUCCACACACUGACCAGCGAGUACAAUCACCUGGACUCUGACUUCCUGAAGAAACUCUACGAUGUUGUUGAUACCAAAUACAAGAGGAAUUUGAAGGCUGUUUAUUUUGUUCAUCCAACAUUUCGUUCAAAGGUCUCAACAUGGUUUUUCACCACCUUUUCUGUCUCAGGACUGAAGGAUAAAGUCCACCAUGUGGACAGCCUGCACCAGCUGUUUUCUGCCAUAUCACCAGAGCAGAUCGACUUUCCUCCUUUUGUCCUCGAGUACGAUGCCAGGGAAAAUGGGCCUUACUAUGCAUCUUAUCCCCCAUCACCUGACUUAUGACCUGCUGUCUUCCAGGGCUUCCUGAGUACAAGGAUGCCAUUUCACCACGAGCUGCUGCCUAUUGAAGUGCUGUUCAUUUCUGCUGUACAGACCCAGAGAGCCUUUUGUCCCCACCUCUCUGGUAUUUUUUUAUUGACUAUAUUUUCUGGCACAUAAGCAAUCUACAAAUGGUGGGCCAUUCUGAACUACACAUAUUUUAAAUUUGUAUAUUUGUAUCAAAUGGAAAUGUUCAUUUUUAGAGUGUUAAUUGGGGAUCAACUUUUGAGUACCUUCAGUUUCCUGAAGGACACCGGACUCUGUGUUACACAGGCCACCAACAUUGUACACAUCAUCUCUUAAACAAUGCACACGUUCUUUGUGUAUUUAAGUGUUUCUCAAAAUAUAUAGACCCAGUGUAUGCUGA